AACUUUAGCAAACAUGUGAGACGGACUGAAGAAUUAAUUAUUGUGAAAAAUAUUUUCGGUUGUUCAGACUUCCUCGAUAACAGGUUCGUGCCUGUAACAAAAAGACAUUCAGUUAAAUGUGCUACAUUUUUUACUAACUUAGAGGCAAUCAGCCUUGAUUCAGUUGAGCGAAAAUUUAAUUUCUAAAGUUAAUCAAAUCCACACACCAAAAAUGGCAGAACGGCAAAAGUCUAAGUCCAGCACUGACCCAAAAUACUUAGCAAGACGUGAAAAGAAUCGUCUGGCAGUCACCAAGUUCAGACUCAAGAAAGCACUUGAGGAUGAACAGAAACAAUCAAGGCAGGAUAAAUUGCGUCUUGACAAUGCUAAGCUCGAAGGAAAAGUUCAUCAACUGAAAGUCACUAAGCAGCUUCUGAAGGAGCUUUUGGUCGAGCAGUUAAGACAGCGUGGAAAACGAUUAACAAAAGAACAAAUGGAAUGCAUCAAUGAUAAUUUUGAUGAUGAUUUCGAUAUAAAGGAGGAGGAUGAUGCUGAAUGUGAUGACAAAAGCACCAGUGGGGAGUUAUCUGAUCAAUCAAGCAGUGAUUUUGACUACAGGGGAUAAAUUUGAGUUCUCAAGACAUGAAGUUUUUAAUACGUUUUAUAGCUGCAACCAGGCUGUUAACUUGAAUUAUUUAUAAUCUGGAAAAAGGAGUGUAUUGAGUUGUAUUGGCUGG
This is a messenger RNA of Chironomus riparius, 716 nucleotides long. NCBI's taxonomy places the organism in Eukaryota, Metazoa, Arthropoda, Insecta, Diptera, Chironomidae. The record is from the annotation of a GenBank genome assembly.